Monodelphis domestica (gray short-tailed opossum) is the source of this 1857-nucleotide messenger RNA. RefSeq names its product solute carrier family 25 member 4 (gene SLC25A4). Gene Ontology annotation, molecular function: ATP:ADP antiporter activity. Gene Ontology annotation, biological process: mitochondrial ATP transmembrane transport; negative regulation of mitochondrial outer membrane permeabilization involved in apoptotic signaling pathway; mitochondrial ADP transmembrane transport. NCBI's taxonomy places the organism in Eukaryota, Metazoa, Chordata, Mammalia, Didelphimorphia, Didelphidae. Gene Ontology annotation, cellular component: mitochondrial inner membrane. The record is from RefSeq and is a predicted model, not a curated record.
UCUUUGGUACCAAGGGCUGCGAGAGGAAGAGGCGCCGGGAGACUGUCAGAGGAUACUGAGAGGAAGGAACCAGCGGUGCGCUCCCUCUUAGGCUCCCUGAACGUUGGGGUUCGGGGGUGGGGAAUGGCGUGCGAAGCUUCCUACUCCUUCCCCAAAGCCCUUUCUUGCUCGAGGGAGCCAGUGCAAGCCCGAGGUUAAAGCCCUUGUGGAGUCGUUUUCCACGUCUGUUCCCUAGUCAGUCCGUCCUGGAGGCCGGCUCCAGUAUGCUAUAAAUACAGCAGGCCACAUGCUGUUGUGACAUAAUGUUCCCUCCAGAGCCCAAGCCUGAUAACAUGAAUUUGCCCUUUAAAUGUCCCUAGAGGGAGCAGCAGGCCCCCAACCCGCUCAGACCUCCCGGAAGCGCCUCGCCCUCCGUGCCCUCUACUGAGGAAUGGGAUGGAGAGGGUAUCCAGACACCUGUCCAGCCAAUGCGCACGGAGCCAAAUGGCCCGAGGGCCCUCCUCCUUCUCUCGCGAGACGGAGGGUCAUAUAAGGAGGUCUGGGGGAGAAGCGCUCUGCCCCUUUUGGAUCCUGGUGGUGGGACGGAGAAGGGGGUCAGGGCUUCUGGCUGGGGGGAAGUUUAGGGAGCAGUUCCUUUGACAUUGUGGGUACGACCAACUUCCGUCAUGGGUGACCAAGCGCUGAGCUUCCUCAAAGACUUUCUGGCAGGUGGCAUUGCCGCCGCGGUUUCCAAGACUGCGGUUGCUCCCAUUGAGAGAGUCAAACUGCUUCUGCAGGUCCAACAUGCCAGCAAACAGAUCAAAGCAGAGCAGCAAUAUAAAGGCAUAAUUGACUGCGUGGUGAGAAUCCCCAAGGAGCAAGGCUUCCUCUCCUUCUGGAGGGGCAACCUGGCCAAUGUCAUUCGUUACUUCCCCACCCAAGCCCUGAAUUUUGCCUUCAAGGACAAAUACAAGCAGAUCUUCUUGGGGGGUGUGGACCGGCACAAGCAGUUCUGGCGUUACUUUGCUGGCAACCUUGCUUCUGGUGGAGCAGCUGGGGCCACUUCCCUCUGCUUUGUCUACCCACUGGACUUUGCUCGAACCAGGCUAGCCGCUGAUGUGGGCAAAGGUGCCACUCAACGGGAGUUCAGUGGCCUGGGCGACUGUCUCACCAAGAUCUUCAAGUCUGAUGGCCUGAAGGGCCUCUACCAGGGCUUCAGUGUGUCUGUCCAGGGCAUCAUCAUCUACAGGGCUGCCUACUUCGGGGUCUAUGAUACAGCCAAGGGAAUGUUGCCUGACCCCAAGAACGUGCACAUUAUAGUAAGCUGGAUGAUUGCCCAGACAGUGACUGCAGUGGCAGGACUGGUGUCCUAUCCCUUUGACACUGUCCGUCGUAGAAUGAUGAUGCAGUCUGGCCGGAAAGGGGCUGAUAUUAUGUACACUGGGACACUUGACUGCUGGAGGAAGAUUGCAAAAGAUGAAGGAUCCAAAGCUUUCUUCAAAGGUGCCUGGUCCAAUGUAUUGAGAGGCAUGGGCGGUGCUUUUGUAUUAGUGUUGUAUGAUGAGAUCAAAAAGUAUGUCUAAUUCAAUUAAAACUCUUAAGUUCAUUGGUCCCAGAUCCAGUUUCUAAUGUUACCCGUGGUUUAAUAGACACUUCCUCAAAAACCUGGCAACACUUACAUGGGAUAACACCAGGCUGACAUGGAUAUCAUAGCAUAAACUUGUUUUAGUCCACUGGACCACAUAUGAAUUUUGCAUUAUACAGACAAAGUAUACUUGCAAAUAUAAGGUAACCUUUAUUUCUAUGCUUCUACAAUUAAUUUGGGAAAUGAUGACAAUGACCUAAUGUGAACCAUCAAUAAAUACUAUUUAAGGCUCA